AUGCAAACUUUAGGAUGGUUCCUCAUUUUCUACACGGGAAGGAGAAGCCAGGUUCUUCUCGGAUGGAAUUCUACUGACCCUCAGUCAGACUCUAUUGUUGAAAAUGAAAAGGUCUGUUCAGAGGAUUGGUUCUUUGGUACAAGACUCUGUUCAGAUUCUUCCCCUACCGCUUUUGCAUUUUCAAGACGCCUCCUCAACUACUUAUCGGAUCUGACUCUGCUUAUCGAAUCUGCCUUUCCAUCUGCCCUUAUGAAAUGGCCUCUCAGCUCGAUGGCUAGCUUGCUUAUUGCUUAUUUUACUUCAGCUCACAGCUCAAGUCUUAUCAGUCCUUUCCUUCUCUCAGUUGGUUCUUCUCAGCUCAGUCAUUCAGCUCAGGCUAUUGGUUCUGUCGACUCCAAGUAUCAGCUCAAUUACACUCUCUUGCAGCUGGUUUUUAAUGCUGCCUACACCUCAGUUGCAUUUUCUGGCUGA
This is a messenger RNA of Ilex paraguariensis (yerba mate), 471 nucleotides long. The record is from the annotation of a GenBank genome assembly. NCBI's taxonomy places the organism in Eukaryota, Viridiplantae, Streptophyta, Magnoliopsida, Aquifoliales, Aquifoliaceae.